This is a messenger RNA of Trichoderma asperellum CBS 433.97, 621 nucleotides long. The record is from RefSeq and is a predicted model, not a curated record. Lineage: Eukaryota; Fungi; Ascomycota; Sordariomycetes; Hypocreales; Hypocreaceae.
GGAAGACGUCAGAAUUACGCAUCAACUGCAGUUCAUCAAUGCAGCGCGUAAGAGGAUGUUUACUAAUUACAAGCAUGUAAACGCGAGCACAUGGGCGGACAGCUUUGCGGUCGUCGUCGUCAUGAGGGAAGAGGCCCAUCAGUUAGUUGUGUUGUUUUCCUAGUCAGCCUCAACUAUUUCCCAGUAAGUUUAACACUAGAUCCUUGGGGGGGCCGCUAUGUAUGCACCCAUCGAGCGCAUUGCAUAAACGCCUCUUCUUCAGCUGUUGGGUGCAAACCUCCAUUAGUACGACAGCUGGCAUUCACUAACACUAGCUCACUCCAUCGCUAUUGGCGUGUUGGGUCGAAGUGGUCAUGCUUCCAUGCAGCUUGCUCGAUGUUGAUUCGUGUAAGUGCGGCAUACCACUUCAUACUAGUAGCUAACAAAAUGAGGCUGAUUUAUGCUGCGGCUACCGUGGGAAGAGCCCUUUUAUAUAGACAUCCACGGCUAUGCAGUUUGAGAUGAGAGAUGACCACAAUUCCGCCAUGUGCUACCCUAACAUUCUGUUGUACAAAGUAACUCAGUGGCAGCAGUAAACCUACUCGAAGCUGUGAGGUUUCAGAUUCAGGACAGCAACCACGG